Molecule: messenger RNA, 1743 nt
Organism: Salvia splendens (bonfire salvia)
Lineage: Eukaryota; Viridiplantae; Streptophyta; Magnoliopsida; Lamiales; Lamiaceae
Product: protein FAR1-RELATED SEQUENCE 5-like
Exons: 4
Coding region: 1-1743 (580 amino acids)
Source: RefSeq, a predicted model, not a curated record
AUGGUUGACAAAGAUCAUAAGCGAUUUAUGAAAGGAAAUCGCAGUAUGAAUGAUAUUCAUCACAAGUUUGUUGAAGAUUGCACCAAAGCUAACAUCGGUCUUACUUCAACUUUCAACUUAUUAAAGGAGUUUUUGGGUGGUUAUGAUGUUGUUGGGUGUACAUUGAAUGAUGUUAGGAAUUGUUCUCGUGAUAUUAAAGAGAAACUGAAAGAAGUGGAUGUUCAAAUGAUCUUAGUGAGCUUAUUUUGGUCUGAUGCUGAGUUUCGGAAACAUUACCAUAUGUUUGGAGAUGUUGUAGCAUUUUAUACAACAUAUUCGACAAACAGGUAUCGUAUGGUGUUUGGUCCAUUUACCGGGAAAGAUAAUCACGGGUGUCCUAUUGCAUUUGGAGCUGGUUUCGUAUCCAGUGAGAAUUGUGAUGCAUUCUCAUGGCUUUUCACUGUGUUUGUUGAAUGCAUGGGUGUUGCUGCAAGGAUCAUAAUCACAGACCAAGAUUGGGGAAUGAGGCUUGCAAUUGAGAAGGUAUUAUCUGGUACAAGGCAUCGUUUGUGCAUGUGGCAUAUUAUGAGCAAGUUGUUUGAGAAAAUACCUAAAUCUUUUUCUGAUAGAGAAAAGUUUAGUAAGGAGUUUAAAGCUUGUGUUUGGUCAGAAUUGUUAGAUCCAGAUGAGUUUGACAUAUUAUGGACUGGUAUUGUUGAAAAAUAUGGCGUGGAAGAUCAUAAAUGGUUUAAGGACAUGUUUGCUAUUAGACAUUUGUGGAUCCCAGCCUACUUUCGAGAUGUUCCUAUGGGUUCUUUAAUGAGAACAACAUCUUUUUCAGAAUCUGAAAACAGUUUUUUUAAGAGGUACUUGAAACCGUUGUUUAAUUUUGCUGACUUCACUCUUCAGUAUAAUAAUGCCAUUGAUGCUCAAAGGAAUCAAACUGAAAGGCUUGACUAUUAUGAUUCUAUAAUCUCUCCAAAAUAUACCACUGAUUUAGCAUUUGAGAAGCAAUUGGCAUCUGUAUACACAGAUAGGAUGUUUAGAGUGGUACAAGAAUUAAUUUCUGAGGCUGAUAAGAGUUGUCGGAUGAUUAGCAUGUCCACUUUGGAGAACAUCGAGGUCUUUAAAGUUCCUGAUGCUAGAAAGAAGACCUUCAUAGUUACACAUGAGAUAGAGAUUGAGCCAUUUGAUUGUGAGUGUAAACUAUUUGAAAGGUGUGGUUAUCUAUGCAGCCGCCUUUGCUUCGUCCUCAGAAACAAAGAUGUCAACAAUAUUCCAGAGAAGUAUGUUGGAAACCGGUGGCUGAAAAGUGAAUUAUUGAAGGCAGUUCAUGGUCUCACGAGUGAUGAAAGUGCGUCUGACAAAGGUUCUAACGAAGAUGGCAAGCUACAGAUUGGUAACAGGUGUCAUGGACGUUACUUUGGUCUAUAUCAACGCGCUUUUAAGAAUAAAAAUCAUCUGAUUGCAUUGGAUAAUUUGCUUGCGGGUAUUGGUCCUCAAAUUUUUACUGAUGACACUACUGGAUCUUCAUCAGUUGAUAAAAAUGAUUCCAUCAAGAACAUAUAUGGUAUUGUUGUACCUGAAGAAAUAACUGCACAUGCUCCAGAUGUGGUUAGUACAAAGGGAGGUGCAAGUGACAAGAAAAGCAGGAUUAAGUCGAGCAUAGAGAAAGCAAUUGAAAAAGCAAGUAAACUUCAUAGGCGUUGUGGAAAGUGUCAUAAAGUGACUGACCAUAAUUCCAGGAGUUGUGGCAGAAAGUAG